This is a messenger RNA of Perca fluviatilis (European perch), 6530 nucleotides long. RefSeq names its product phosphatidylinositol-5-phosphate 4-kinase, type II, alpha a (gene pip4k2aa). The record is from RefSeq and is a predicted model, not a curated record. Gene Ontology annotation, molecular function: phosphatidylinositol kinase activity. Gene Ontology annotation, biological process: phosphatidylinositol metabolic process. The transcript is spliced from 11 exons. Bases 922 to 2253 code for a protein of 443 amino acids. Lineage: Eukaryota; Metazoa; Chordata; Actinopteri; Perciformes; Percidae.
GCGCAGGCUGUCACCUCCCCUCCGUCGAGCUGUCAGUUGACAGCAGCACACAUGAACCUCAGUGCUGCAGACGGAGUUGACACCCGUUGAUUUUACGACUAAAUAACUGCUCCUCGGCGUUUUAAUUCAGACGGAGCAAAAACAUGACAGGAAACACCCCUGUCAUCUCUACGGACUGAUCACAAGCGCGUAGGAGGAGGGCUGAGCCGCUUGCUAGUUGUGAGCUGCUAUCUAAUGUUAAUAGUUAGCUUGCAUGCUAAUGGUAGCUAGCUGGUGAACGGAGUCCGGUUCUGCUUUGUGCCGUCACGUUAGGUAGCUGGCUCACUAGCGAAGGUCGGAGGGACUAACGUUAGCUAGCUGGUAGUCAAGAGCGUUUAUUAGUUAUCCAGCAUCCUUAAUGUGUCAUUUAUAAUUUGUUUUAAGGCUGCAUAAUACGUUGUGUGUUAUUUGUGACGGAGCUUGACAUUACUGUUUUAUACGUUUAUUAAUUUUACUGAAUUUAUCGUUGAUGUUUGCUAGCUAGCGAGCUACUCGGCUAUGCUAACGCCAGCUCAGUGAGACCUCACAUCGCAGGGCUGCGGAGAGCUCCAGACUAGUCAAGGAAGGAAGAGAGGUGACUUAUGAUGUGGGCUGAGGGAAGCGGCGGACUGUUAGGCGAAGGAGAGCAGCAGUAUUAGCUUUACACAUCGCAUUGUCUCAUAUCAUUCCUUGUCGAGGUAACGUUAGGAACAUAGCGUCAGCCAAGCUGUGUGGGACAGUUGGAUGAAGAAAAUAAUUUGGACACUUUGAUUUGCGAGCUGGCUAAAUGAGUAGUAUUAGUAUUACUGAGUCGUGAGCUAGUGGCCACUGUGCCAGCUUUAAGGGAAGACACCCUGUCAAGAUUAUCGCACAGACUGCAAUAACCAGCCAGUUUGCUUAAAGAUGGCUUCGGCGAGCAGCAUUGCCGCAGCUAUUGCGAGCAAAACGAAGACCAAGAAAAAACACUUCGUUGCUCAGAAAGUGAAGCUCUUCCGUGCCAGCGACCCUCUGCUCAGCGUGCUUAUGUGGGGAGUCAACCAUUCGAUAAAUGAGUUAAGCCAUGUUCAGAUUCCCAUCAUGCUCAUGCCAGACGACUUCAAGGCCUAUUCUAAGAUCAAAGUGGACAACCACCUCUUCAACAAGGAGAACAUGCCCAGCCAUUUCAAGUUCAAGGAGUACUGCCCUCUGGUGUUUCGAAACCUCAGGGAGAGGUUUGGCAUUGAUGAUCAGGACUUCUUGAACUCUCUGACACGCAGUGCUCCCUUGAACAGUGAGGCCCAGGGACGGAGCGGGGCCCGCUUCCAUACCUCUUAUGACAAACGCUACGUCAUCAAGACCAUCAGUAGCGAGGAUGUUGCGGAGAUGCAUAACAUUCUGAAGAAAUAUCAUCAGUUCAUCGUGGAGUGCCAUGGCAACACACUGCUGCCUCAGUUUCUGGGGAUUUACCGGCUCACCGUGGAUGGAGAUGAGACCUACAUGAUUGUUACACGCAAUGUCUUCUCUCACCGCCUUUCCGUCUACAAAAAAUAUGAUCUCAAGGGUUCCACUGUGGCAAGAGAGGCCAGCGACAAGGAGAAGCAGCCGCCCCAACCAGAGGAUGUGCCCCCGCGGCCCAAAUCUGGUAACGUUCAGCAAAGGCUGCAAACACUGCGGAUUGCCACGCGCUUUUACUGCGCCAUGAAACACGUAAGAGAUGCCAAGGAGCUGCCAACCUACAAGGACAAUGACUUCAUCAAUGAUGGGCAGAAGAUCUACAUUGACGGGGAGAACAAGAAAAUGUUCCUGGAGAAGCUUAGGAAAGAUGUGGAGUUCCUGGCCCAGCUGAAGCUCAUGGACUACAGUCUGCUGGUGGGGAUCCACGAUGUGGAGCGAGCCGAGCAGGAAGAGGUGGAGAGCGAGGACAAUGAGGCCGAGGAGGAAGGCGAGAGUGACGGAGGGGGCAUUGGAACGCCUCCCGACAGCCCCAGCAACACCCUUGACAGCACUAAGCAUCUGUCACCUGGAGAGUUUGAUCCCGCUAUUGACGUCUACGCCAUCAAAAGCAACGAUAGUGCUCCCAGGAAGGAAGUUUACUUCAUGGCUAUCAUAGACAUCCUGCAGCAUUACGAUGCCAAGAAGAAAGCGGCUCACGCCGCCAAGACUGUCAAACAUGGGGCCGGAGCGGAGAUCUCCACGGUCAACCCAGAGCAGUACUCAAAGAGGUUUCACGAUUUCAUCACCACUAUUCUGUCAUAGCCUCCAGGAGCGACAGGGGGCACAGAGGCACAUGGGAAAGGGAGGGCAAGUGGGGAGUAGUGCGGGGAAGAGAAGUGACGGAGAGAAAAGCCAUCGAGAGGCUGAAUUUAUAAGGUGCUCAGAUGGCUUUGUAUCACUCUCCUUCAUGCUUUCUCCUCAUCCCUGCCUGUUUGUUUCUUCUCUCUUUCAGUGGAGUGCCACGCUCUGCAGCUAUAAAAAAACAUCAUUCGUUUACAUUUAACCUCUCCUCUGUUGACUUUUGUUCAUGUGUUACUUUGAGUAAUAAGGGUGUUGAAAGCAAGCGUCCAAGUCAUUUUUUUUUGUAUAUUUGUUUUUGUCUGUAUCGUUUAUGUGGGAACAUCCAGCACCCUGCAUUUUUUUUUAUUUUGAUGUUUGUAUUUGUCUUCCCCCUGUGAUGUUUAGGGGGAGGUAAGCGCGAGGGUAUGAUGUGUAUAGUGUGAGGUCAAGGGGAGUGCACAGGUCAGAUUACGGCACAAGGUGAGGUCCCUCUUGCAAAGGGAAGGCUUAAGCGGGUUGUAACGAGGAAGUUCACGUGGAGCCUCGCCUAAUGCAAUUGCUUUAUUUCAGGAAGUGGGAAGCAGUCUUCCAAUAGGCCCACAGCCAGAUCCCCUGCCAAACAAAUUCCAUCCCAUUGGGGUUCCUCCUGCGACACUCACCCUUUAGACGCCACCCCAACCCCACCCGUUCCUUUGUGUACAGUUCAUGAAUUGAGCUUCUGGGUUAUCCUCUUGCCACGCACUCACAACAAACACGUCUCAUUAGCUGAGAUGAGUUCACUUGUUGCAGUAAGUUAUGAUGCUUUGUUUCCAGCCUAGUUGCACCUCAGUGGUUGUCAGUGCUUUAUCCCUUUCGCUUUGUUGUGAUGCACAGUGAUUUAAGAAUGAUUAAGGGAAGGAUAUGUACCUUUUUUAAAUGAGAAGAAGAGGGAUUUGAGCACACAGUAAGUGUUGUUUACUUGCAUUCCCUCUGAAUACGUUUGGGCAUUGUAAUGUAGGCCUGGUUUCUGUUCCUGUGGCAGGGAAUGACCCAGAAGUCUUGUGUGGCUGUAGUGAUUAAGAGUUAUGUCUUUAUAUAGGGUGUCCGAUUGAAACAUAAACUGCCCUUAACUUACUGUUGCCAUCAGCACCUUAUGAGUAAAUCAAAAAUGUUGCACUUUUAUUUGUUAUUAGAGGUUAGGAGCUCUUGUUCUGUUACAUGCGCUGCAACAAAGAGGAAAAGGAACUCUGCUCUCUUAGAAUGAAAUCUUUAGGGGCCUGAUCUCAAAUCCCGUCUCCUCCACAAUGUUCUCACCCAUGGCUACUUCUUACCGUAGGGAUUGGUUGGGAAGACUUUAUUGCAAUAUUAGACGGGAAAGUGGACAAGUAAACUAACCUUUCCAAUCUUUUUUAGAAGUGGUCUGUGGUGUUGUGGUGGUGGGUUUUGGUGCCAGGUAACAGUGUGACUGUGCUUGUGCGUUCAGGGCAGACAGAAGUCUGUUUACCUCCAGCAUCGUACCAGCACACACUCAAUGAUGGCGAAACAAUGUGUGUGUCAGUGUUCAAAAGUUAUAAGGGGGGGUGGGGUGGGGGGGAGGUUGGGAAGAGUAGCUGCAGAUGUAAAGACACGUGUUGUUAAGACAUUAACACCAACAGCAACGGCCUCUUCUCUAACAUCGGCUGUGAGUCUGUUAUUCAUCGUUGUUUGUGUUGUUAUUGUUGACAUUUUUAAAGGUGGUUUAUCUGUGUUUGAAUUUGGCGGUUUUAUGAAUUGAUGUGGUAAUAAUUCUUUUGUUCCUGUUUGAGUAUUUUUUUAAUUUUUUUUUGUACAUUUUGCACAAGAGGAAAGGAACCAAAUGUUACAAAUACGAUCCCAAUUAGUUGAUAUGGUCUUAACAAGGGAAAUGCAAUAUACUUGUGUGUAAGUGAGAAAAGCUGUUGUGAGUGUGACGUUGUGUAUCACUUCUGGUUAACCAACUAAAACAAGUAAAGUCGUCCUCCUUGACUAUUGUAACCCAUGCAAAAGGCUUCCAUCACAAUAUGUUUGUUUAGAUAUCACAGAAUAUAUUCACAUUUAUAUUUUUACAUUGGAUUUUAGUCACAAAAAUAUAGUUGUAUUUAAAAAAAGAAAAAGCCACCCUUGGGUAUGAAUGAUGGUGCUGUGGUAAAUGAAGAAUAAUACUGCUUGAAUUUAUACAAUACUUACUCUAGAUGUACGUAAGAAAAAGUCAUAAAAAAAAUUGCAUGUCACAGGACUAAGUUUCCUUUUCCCUCUCUAGUCUGUGUUGUUGGCUGUUCAGGUUCUCUUUGUGUCCCUACACUUUAACCAGAUGUGUGUGCUGUUCAGUGUAAAAUAGUCCCCUACCAUGCUUUAAAUAACUGUUUUUCAUUGUAUACACUGUGCAAGAUGUGUGCCUUUAUACUCCAAAAUUAUUUAAUUUUAUAUUUUGUAAUCUUUUUUUAAAACAAAGGUAAAAUGUUAUUUUAAUAAUAGGGUGUUUACUUUGACAUGCAUUAUUCCCAACUUUGUUUUCAAACCCCCCCCCCAUUUGUUCAUAUUAUUCAGUCAGUUAAACAAAACCAUUCUAAUGAUUGUGUUUUAACCAACCUAAAAUGUUAGCUGUCUUAAAUUUGAAUAUGGUGGAUCGGUUUGGAUUCUGUAAAUUCAAAUCUAUCGUUGUGAUUAUUCCGUGUGUACAGGCGUCCCCUUUCCUCCUCCUCCUCCUCCUCCUCCUCCUCAGAGUGAGGUGGUGUCUGCUGAUAUUAAUCCCUUGUCCGUUCACGCUGGUCCUGCCUUUUAUAAAGAACGUGCGUGCGUGUGUGCAAGUGCAUUGUGGAAUGUGAUUGUGUUUCGUCGUGCUCGUCCUCGCUAACUGCUCCCCCACCCCACCUCAGGAGUCUAUCAGCAUCUUCAUCACGUUUACCUUCUAACCACAGAUUUCAGGAAUGUGUUUUUUUUUUUUUUAAGUGUCCAAAAUAUCACUCACCGUGUGAUGUACGACCCCUACUCAUUUCUGAACCAGGUUUAUGUUCUUUUGGCGUUUUGUGUAAGCCGCUUGUUAUCAGGGAGGUUCAUCAGCUGAUAGUUCAUCCUGAGUCAGUGGUUAAUUGAUAUUUCAGUGUUCUUUCACUAUUAAUGGGCUGUUUUGUUUCUAUUGUCACGUAGCUCAUACUGUACAUUGGUUGUGUUAUUAAGAAAACAGAGAAUGAGGCAACACAAUCAUCUUCUAGUCUGCUUUGCUCUGUUCGGCCCUGGAGGCUUCCCUGUAGUCAGACAUAAGCAAGUAGAAAACAGAGCAGUGCAUGCUGGGAGAGUGAGUUUUUUUUUCUGUUUUGUUUUGGGAAUAAUAACUCUGGAUCUCAUGUAAAGUAGGCGAUGAUGAUGCCAGACUUUCACAGAUGCAAAUUAAAGACGAUAACACACGCUCUGCUGCUGUUUUUUGAAAUUAAUAAGUCCUUGCUUUUGUGACUUCUCUCAUGAAUGAGCUCCUUCAGCCAUUAACCCCACCCAACAGUCAACCUGCUGCCACGUUAACUUGCCAAAAGCAUCUUUCAGCAGUCAGAACUACCCCCACAUGAGCUUGAAGAACAUUGUGUAAUAGUGUAAUGUGUCUGUUUGUUUGAACUGAAUUUGUUUUUUUACAUGCACUGGGAGAUGGAGCGAGGUGUGCAUCGCUGAUAUGUGAAUAUGUCCAAAGUUAUGAGAAACAACCCUGUGUUCAUGUGGUUUAUCAAGUGUUAAGGGAAAAUUUGAUUACAAAUGCAAACGACCAGAGGCCAGGCAAGAUCAGCAGAGAUGGAAAACACCUCCUUUGGCCUUAAAAUUUAAAAUCAAGAAAUCUUUGUCGAAAAAAAAAAAAAACUAAUUUUGAAAGUUAUUGAAUUCUUUUAAUUUGAAUGCACACACCAGGCCAUGAAAUAUGCCCUCUUGCAAUUGAGCUUUGGUCUCACAAAAGUCCUGAGUACUUUUAGACUACACCUAAAAUACUCUCUCUCUGUGUGUGUGUGUGUGUGUGUGUGUGUGUGUGUGUGUGUGUGUGUGUGUGUGUGUGUGUGUGUGUGUGUGUGUGUGUGUGUGUGUGUGUGUGUGUGUGUGUGUGUGUGUGUGUGUGUGUGGUGUUGUCUAGUUGGUGAGAGUUCCCUUUCAGUGGCAGAGAGGCCAAAAUGAUGAUGUAUGUUUAUUGUUCUUCACAUUUAAUGAUGAUGAUAAUAAUAAUACACUCCAUUCCAUAAGUGUUCACUCAAACCAAUUAAAGCACUUGUUCUGCUUAACUCAAAGUC